This is a messenger RNA of Menidia menidia (Atlantic silverside), 3137 nucleotides long. The record is from the annotation of a GenBank genome assembly. Lineage: Eukaryota; Metazoa; Chordata; Actinopteri; Atheriniformes; Atherinopsidae.
ACGUCGUUGCGUCGUCAUCACCGCGUCGCCACCGUUUCUUGUGCUGAUGUGCGCUGGGUAAAAAGAGAGAAGGAGGAGAAAUGAUGCGCUGUUCCGCCGCCGGACUCUUUCUCCUAGCGGCCUGGAUUUAUCCAAGCCACGGGCUGUACUUCCACAUCGGAGAGACGGAGAAGAAAUGCUUCAUUGAGGAAAUCCCGGACGAGACGAUGGUCAUCGGAAAAUACAGGACUCAGCUGUGGGACAAACAGACCAGCUCCUUCCUGCCGGCCACCCCGGGGCUGGGGAUGCACGUGGAGAUCAAGGAUCCGGACACAAAGAUCAUCCUCUCUCGCCAGUACGGUUCGGAUGGACGGUUCACCUUCACCUCCCACACACCGGGGGAGCACCAGAUCUGCCUGCACUCCAACUCCACCAAGAUGGCGCUGUUUGCCGGAGGGAAGCUGAGAGUGCAUCUGGACAUCCAGGUGGGGGAGCACGCCAACAACUAUCCUGAGAUAGCAGCCAAGGACAAACUGACGGAGCUGCAGCUGCGGCUGCGGCAGCUGCUGGACCAGGUGGAGCAGAUCCAGAAGGAGCAGAACUACCAGAGGUAUCGGGAGGAGCGUUUCCGGAUGACCAGCGAGAGCACCAACCAGCGCGUGCUGUGGUGGUCCAUCGCCCAGACGCUCAUCCUCAUCCUCACCGGCAUCUGGCAGAUGAAGCACCUCAAGAGCUUCUUCGAGGCCAAGAAACUGGUCUGAAAUCCGUCCCACAAAAGACUAAACUAAACUUUUGACUCCAACCCGGUGGUGGGGGGGAACGGAUCCACUCACAGGUCCCCGGAAAGCUUCCCGUUUUCCACGUAGAUGUUUUAGGUUUUUACUGAUAGCUUCUCAUCGGUGUCCCGGUGUUUUUUGUUCCAGAGAAGUGAAUGUUGACUGUUACGGAAACUGACCCAGUUACUGGUCUGACCUUUGACUCCUUCGAUAUCACUUUAAUUUAUCCCCUUUAUUCAGUCGUUCUGGUAAUAAAGGCAUUGUGUUAUUUAUAAAGCAGCUUUAAAGGGGAUUUAAGAUCGUAUAGACUUCGAUUUCUUAUGAAAACAUGUUUAACCCGACAGACAAAAGUGUUAACCGCAUUCCACAUUGUUUAUAUGACCAUUCCUUUUUAUUUUGAGGUAAAGACACGUUUUGUUUUGUUAGUUUCAGGGAGCUGACACUGUUUUGUACAACUUAAUGUUCCCUGAAAUCUUUCCAGUGGACUCAGAAACAACAAAGUCUUGAUUGAGAUGAAAAUGUAGCUAUGGCAUCAUAUCAAACUUCCUUAAAAAACUUAAUUAAUGAGCAGAAUAACCCACUCAGACAUUAGAAAAAAGAAAGAAAAGCUUUCAAAAGUGUCCAAUUGGUCCCCAAAAAGUCAAAUUUGUGUUCAUGUUUGCAUGAUGACAAACUUGAUUUUCCUCUCGUUAGUAAAGCUUUAUUAGUCUUUAUUAUUUUCCCAAAAUAUCAAAAUCAUCUGUUUUUGCUAUUUCUCCGUCCACUGAAAUGUACUUUAGAAUUUAAACCAGUCCAAUCAUGGCUGGUGGGCGUGGCCAGGCUACUGGAGCUGACCAAUCAGAUCCAUUCCAAAUAACUGUCAGCCAAUAGCCACUGCUGUUUAUUCCGCUUUAACUCAGUCCUCAUUAUUUUAUUAUGUAAUAGAAUAGGGCAGAACAGGCUCAGUUAGGCCACAAAGGCUCAACUUUUAGGUUUAGUUGCUGAAAGAAUAUUUAUUUUAUUUAUUUUUUAUUUCAAAUUGUUGCUCUCAAAGCUCUGGUUUUUUUCUGAGGUGCUCCCCAAAAAUAUUUGUGCUCUUUUUCUUCCUCCUGAAAAAGGAACGACCCAUUUUGACUGAUGUUAUUAGAGAAAAAGCCUUUGAAUGUCAACAUAUCUUUCUUAUUCCUGUAAAAAGCUAAAUCUUAAGCUGAUUGGUCGGCUUAAGUGGCCUGAGCAGCCAAUUACGGUGCACCUUAUUUGCAUAUUUAAUUCAAGCACCGAAUCGCAAUCAGACUUCCUUAAACGGAUACAUUUCUUUGUUUUUUCUGUUUGCUAAAGUAACAUUUAAAAAUAAAAGUCUUUGUUUUUAAUUGAUUUAACUCCAAAUACGAAAACACAUUUUUUUAAAAAGGGUGUUAAUAUCAGUUUAUUUCUGCCUUUAGCUCCAUUAAAGUGUCACAAACCAUCAGUUUUUCUUAGAAACGUGACUUGAAUGGGUCUGUAGGCUGUAUAGUUUUUAGCCCACGGGAACGUCUGUAAAUACAGGUUGUGAUACCAACAGCACUGUUUGUUUUUUUACCGGCUUUUACACAAACUGAAUGAAACCAAGUCUCUUCUCCUCCUUUUUUUGGUUGUGUUUGAUUGGAUGUUACUUAAUGAGCGGUUGUAGAAAGUCUUUUACUCGGCAGGUUUUCUGAGAAAGCAGAAAUCUGAAAGAUUUCCCUGAAGUUUUCAGUGAUUCUGCGACUCGUUCUCGUUCCGUUCGGUCCUCUCUCGUGCUUAAUAAAGAAAACUCUGACCAAACGGGUGUUUUGAACAGAGCUUUAUUGCUUGGCUUUGGCCUCCGUCUGAGCCAGACUCCAAACAAUUCACAUUUCUAAGCACAGCUUCACGUUUUUGGAGUUAUUUUUUUUUUUAAACGUACACUUCUUAAUGAGACAGACACUCACGGCCCUCAGGACAUCUUUCAGGAACCCCCCCCCCCCCCACCCCCAACUUUGCAUAGGUUCUCUCGGUCUCCAUGGAUACGACACGACACUGAAACAGAGCAACUCAACUCCAGGAUUCGGCACGUGAUACGAAAACCAUAUCAAACGCACAACAUCGAGUGUUAUAAAGGGAUCAACGAUUUAUUAAAUCAAGUCUUUUUCUUCAACUGUACAAUUAGAAACACAGUUAGAUACACACUUCUGCCUGGAAGAACCCGGACCCGGGCCGCCGCCGCCGCAAGUUCGUCCGGAGAGCUUUAGAAAAGGAAAGAAAACCUCUGUAACUCGUCUGUUUAUGCUUUUAUUGGGUUUUCAGCUGUGAGCAUCUGGAGUAGAAACUAAAAUCAGAGCACGAGUGUGAUAAGACCAACAACCCAAUGCCACUUCGAUGCUUAACUCAUUGGCUGCCAAAGAC